UAAAAUAGAAUAAAAUAAACCCAACCCUGCAGGCCAUGGAAGUGGAUUAAAUGGAUUGUGGGUGGAUAGAAGGCUAGAGGCUUUUUGGCCUGACAACCAGAUACUGGUGGGACCAUUUGAUGGGGCAGGAGCAGAUUUGGGGGAGAAACUGAAGCAUCCUGUCUUGGACAGAUGUUCAUUAUGAAAAGGUACCAAUUCUAUGCCCACAACUUUGUCCUGAUCCUCAUUUUAAUAAGUGAGGACACUUGUUAAACAUCCAUGUCCUCAUCUGUACGGGGUAACAAUACAAAGACCAGUUCUACUGACCUCUACAGGAGUGGGAGGGUCAAACUAAAUGGCAUGAAAGUGGUUUGUAAACGAUAUAAAGCACUCCACAGAUGUUCGUGGAGCAGACACUGAAAUAAACUCUGAUGAUUGCCAUCCUCUAUGCAAAAUCACUGCGCUAAUGAAAUCAACUCAUCUGAAAGAGAAGUGUGGGAGAAGCAGCACCUGAGUCUGGGGAUGUGGGUUCUGGCUAGGAUACUUUUUAGGUAGGUGACUUGCGUGAGUCACUUUGGGAGCCUUCGUUUCCUGCUCUGUUGGGUGAGAAUGGAGUCUAGUGCUGUGCAGAGCUCACACAGGUGGGAAGCACAAUGACAUGAUGGACGCGAGGAGUGUGCCUUGUAUGUCUAAAACAUUGCCAUCCAAUAGUGUUGCUGUCACCAUACAUGUGGAAGGUGGUGGGCGUUACAUUGCCUUUCACAAGCUCAUCUGCCUGAGCUGAGGGUGUCACUCACGAUCUCCGGGUGCUGGCCCACUGCCCGCCUUCUCAGCAGGGCCAGGUGUUCUGCUGGGGGAAUUUCCUGGGCAUUCUCUUCCCUCCCAUAGGCCUGAGAGUGCAGAGGAUGCACCUUAUCGACUACCUGCUCCUCCUGCUGGUUGGACGACUGGCCCUUUCUCAUGGCCAGCUGCACGUUGAGCAUGAUGGUGAGAGUUGCAGUAACAGCUCCUCCCACCGGCAGAUUCUGGAGACAGGUGAGGGCUCCCCCAGCCUCAAGAUCGCCCCUGCCAAUGCUGACUUUGCCUUCCGCUUCUACUACCUGAUCGCUUCGGAGACCCCGGGGAAGAACAUCUUUUUCUCCCCGCUAAGCAUCUCGGCCUCCUAUGCUAUGCUUUCCCUGGGGGCCUGCUCACACAGCCGCAGUCAGAUCCUCGAGGGCCUGGGCUUCAACCUCACGGAGCUGUCUGAGUCCGACAUCCACAGGGGCUUCCAGCACCUCCUACACACUCUCAGCCUCCCCAGUCAUGGGCUGGAAACACGCGUGGGCAGUGCUCUGUUCCUGAGCCACAACCUGAAGUUCCUUGCAAAAUUCCUGAAUGACACCGCGGCCUUCUAUGAGGCCAAACUCUUCCACACCAACUUCUACGACACUAUGGGCACAAUCCAGCUUAUCAAUGACCACGUCAAGAAGGAAACUCGAGGGAAGAUUGUGGAUUUGGUCAGUGAGCUCAAGAAGGAUGUCUUGAUGGUGCUGGUGAAUUACAUUUACUUCAAAGCCCUAUGGGAGAAACCAUUCAUUUCCUCGAGGACCACUCCCAAAGACUUCUAUGUUGAUGAGAAUACAACAGUCCAGGUGCCCAUGAUGCUGCAGGACCAGGAGCACCACUGGUAUCUUCAUGACAGAUACUUGCCCUGCUCAGUGCUACGGAUGAAUUACAAAGGAGAUGCAACCGUGUUUUUCAUUCUCCCUAACGAAGGCAAAAUGAGGGAGAUUGAAGAGGUUUUGACUCCAGAGAUGCUAAUGAGGUGGAACAACUUGUUGCAGAAGAGGAAUUUUUACAAGAAGCUAGAGUUGCAUUUCCCCAAGUUCUCCAUUUCUGGCUCCUAUGUAUUAGAUCAGAUUUUGCCCAGACUGGGCUUCAUGGAUCUGUUCUCCAAGUGGGCUGACUUAUCUGGCAUCACCAAACAGCGAAAACUGGAGGCAUCCAAAAGUUUCCACAAGGCCACCUUGGAUGUGGAUGAGGCUGGCACUGAGGCUGCAGCAGCCACCGGCUUUGCGGUCAAAUUCUUCUCUGCCCAGACCAGUCGCCAUGUCCUGCGGUUCAACCGGCCCUUCCUUGUGGUGAUCUUUUCCACCAGCACCCAGAGUGUCCUCUUUCUGGGCAAGGUCGUCGACCCCACGAAACCAUAGCCCUCCCAGGGCUGCUCAUCUGUUCCAAGCAGGAGGAUGCGGCAGGGGAGGGCUGGGUGUGAGUAGUUCUGUGUUUAGAGUGGGGACAAGGAAGACACCAAAGGUCCAGGAGUCCAGGACAGCAGGUGCUGGCCCGUGGGGAGUGGGGAGCGGCACUGAGAUGGGCAGGCGCUGGACAUUCCACACCCUGGCACUGUGCAGCCUCGGGCAAAGCAUCCAACCUCUUGGAGCAAGUUUCUGCCUCUGGAAAGGGGCGGGCCCUUUCCACAACAGGGCAGUUGUUCCGAGUAAACAACACGAUGCCA
Messenger RNA from Chlorocebus sabaeus (green monkey), 2476 nucleotides. NCBI's taxonomy places the organism in Eukaryota, Metazoa, Chordata, Mammalia, Primates, Cercopithecidae. The record is from RefSeq and is a predicted model, not a curated record.